AUGCCCAUCCCAAAAAGAAAGAAACGACACUCUAUAUCUUUUAACAAUAAGUCUAUAAAUAAUAAAGAUAGAAUACAUUGUACUAACUGCCACACAUUCAAUACAUCUCUCUGGCGAAGAAACUCUGAGGGUCAGUCUCUUUGUAAUGCAUGUGGUCUCUUUCUUAAACUGCAUGGAGCUGUUCGUCCUCUUAGUCUAAAAACAGAUAUUAUUAAAAAACGAAAUCGAUCUAGAACGAUACAAAAAAUAAAAUAA
Molecule: messenger RNA, 255 nt
Organism: Cokeromyces recurvatus
Lineage: Eukaryota; Fungi; Mucoromycota; Mucoromycetes; Mucorales; Mucoraceae
Exons: 1
Coding region: 1-255 (84 amino acids)
Biological process (GO): positive regulation of transcription by RNA polymerase II; negative regulation of transcription by RNA polymerase II
Molecular function (GO): zinc ion binding; DNA-binding transcription factor activity, RNA polymerase II-specific; RNA polymerase II cis-regulatory region sequence-specific DNA binding
Source: RefSeq, a predicted model, not a curated record